CCCCGCUGAACGGGUCCGGCGAGGCGGUCGUGAUCUGCGUGAGGCAGCGCGGAGAUGGUGUGAACCGCAGGGGCGUCAGUUUUCUCAGACUUUUCUCCGUCAGCGAGGGGGAGGCUGGAAAAAGCACCCGCACAGUCACAAUGUGGAAACCCACCGGGGGACCGAGAAGCUCCCUCGCCUCGGCGGCGGGGCACCGCGCCGCUGCUUCCGCGGUCACCUGUCUGCUCGUGACCGGGAUGCUCGUCGUCACCGUCGGACACCCGAGCAGCGGGCGCCCGGAGGCGCCUCCGGCCGCGGCGACCGGCGGGAAAGUUUUCUCGGCGUAUUUCAGGAGACUGACCCGGGAGAGGAGAGCGAUCAGCGGCCCCCCGCGGAGCGCCGCUCCCCCCGGGCCGGCGGAGCAUCUGACCCCCGCUGACCUGUUCAUAGCGGUGAAAACAACCGAGCGGUAUCACCGGCAGAGGCUGGAGCUGCUGCUGGACACCUGGAUCUCGAGAAACAUGCAACAGACGUACGUGUUCACCGAUGGAAAGGACGAGGAGCUGAGGAAAAGGAUGGGGGCCUACCUGAUCAACACCAACUGUUCAGCGGCCCACAAUCGUCAGGCCCUCUCCUGUAAAAUGGCUCUGGAGUACGACACCUUUAUCACCUCUGGCAAGAAGUGGUUCUGUCAUGUCGAUGAUGAUAACUACGUGAACGUCGGCUCCCUCCUGAAACUCUUGUCUCAGUACAGUCACACGCAGGACGUUUACAUCGGCCGGCCCAGCCUCGAACGACCAAUAGAGGCCACAGAGAGGCUCGGCACCGCUGAAAUGAAGCAGGUGCGCUUUUGGUUCGCCACAGGAGGAGCAGGGUUCUGUCUGAGCCGUGGCCUCGCUCUCAAGAUGAAACCCUGGGCGAGCGACGGCACUUUCAUGGCGACUGCUGAGCACAUUCGCCUCCCUGACGACUGCACUGUUGGUUACAUCGUGGACGCGCUGCUUGGUGUGGGCCUCAUCCGCUCGGCUUUGUUCCACUCCCACCUGGAGAACCUGGGACUGGUUUCAGACAUACACAACCAGGUUACUCUCAGCUACGGCACUGUGGAAAACAGCAGAAACGCUGUCAAUGUGAAAGGCCCAUUUUCAGUUAAUGAAGAUCCUACAAGGUAA
Xiphias gladius (swordfish) is the source of this 1151-nucleotide messenger RNA. Its product is annotated as beta-1,3-N-acetylglucosaminyltransferase lunatic fringe-like. The record is from RefSeq and is a predicted model, not a curated record. Gene Ontology annotation, molecular function: O-fucosylpeptide 3-beta-N-acetylglucosaminyltransferase activity. Lineage: Eukaryota; Metazoa; Chordata; Actinopteri; Istiophoriformes; Xiphiidae. The coding region runs from base 141 to 1151 and encodes 336 amino acids. The transcript has 7 exons. Gene Ontology annotation, biological process: regulation of Notch signaling pathway. Gene Ontology annotation, cellular component: membrane.